Messenger RNA from Carlito syrichta (Philippine tarsier), 759 nucleotides. Its product is annotated as insulinoma-associated protein 2-like. Gene Ontology annotation, biological process: neuron differentiation; negative regulation of transcription by RNA polymerase II; regulation of cell cycle process. The record is from RefSeq and is a predicted model, not a curated record. Gene Ontology annotation, cellular component: nucleus; transcription repressor complex. The annotation marks the transcript as partial. Gene Ontology annotation, molecular function: DNA-binding transcription repressor activity, RNA polymerase II-specific; RNA polymerase II cis-regulatory region sequence-specific DNA binding. NCBI's taxonomy places the organism in Eukaryota, Metazoa, Chordata, Mammalia, Primates, Tarsiidae. The transcript has 2 exons.
CUGGGCCUGAAGAUCAAGGAGGAGGAGCCCGGAGCGCCGUCGCGGGGCCCGGGGGGCGGCCGCACGCCGCUGGGGGAGUUCAUCUGCCAGCUGUGCAAGGAGCAGUACGCAGACCCCUUCGCGCUGGCCCAGCACCGCUGCUCCCGCAUCGUGCGCGUCGAGUACCGCUGCCCUGAGUGCGACAAGGUCUUCAGCUGCCCCGCGAACCUCGCUUCCCACCGCCGCUGGCACAAGCCGCGUCCCGCCGCUGCGAACGCCGCCGCGGUCUCCUCCGCCGACGGGCCGCCGCCUCUCGUGUCGUCUUCGUCCGCCCCGGACGCGGGGGCCCUGGCGUCUCUGCUGGCGGAGGGGAAGGAGAACAGCCGGACGGAGCGGACUGCGGAUCAGCACCCGCAGGCCGGGGACAGCUCCGGGGCGGAUCAGCACCAGGACAGCGCCCCGCGCCAGGGCCUGCAGGUGCUCUCCGAGCCGCCGCGGCCGUGCGGGGCGCACUUCCCGUCCGCGGAUAUCAGGGAGAAGCACCGGCUGUGGCACGCCGUCCGCGAGGAGCUGCUCCUGCCAGCUCUGGCAGGAGCGCCUCCCGAAACGCCGGGCCCGGGCGGGGCGGCCGACGGGAGUGCCCAGCAGAUUUUCUCGUGCAAGCACUGCCCGUCCACCUUCUUUAGCUCCCCGGGGCUUACACGGCACAUCAAUAAGUGCCACCCCUCGGAAAGUCGGCAAGUGUUGCUGCUGCAGAUGCCACUGCGACCCGGCUGCUGA